This is a messenger RNA of Dama dama (fallow deer), 1341 nucleotides long. RefSeq names its product coiled-coil-helix-coiled-coil-helix domain containing 4 (gene CHCHD4). Gene Ontology annotation, cellular component: mitochondrial intermembrane space. Lineage: Eukaryota; Metazoa; Chordata; Mammalia; Artiodactyla; Cervidae. Gene Ontology annotation, biological process: protein import into mitochondrial intermembrane space. The transcript is spliced from 3 exons. The record is from RefSeq and is a predicted model, not a curated record. Gene Ontology annotation, molecular function: protein-disulfide reductase activity. The coding region runs from base 56 to 610 and encodes 184 amino acids.
CCCUUGCCCGAACCAGGGAGGGGGAUGGGCUGAGCUGGGAGGUGCCUGAGGUCACAUGGCUGUUGUGCUUGAGCCCCGGUUUGAAGCCCAGCCCCGAGCCUCUGGGAUGCUGACGGCACCGGGAGCCGGACCCUCCCGAGCCGGCCUUACCUCUCCUGUGCGGGGCCGCGCUUUGCUCUUCCCGCACCUGGUGUCGAGCCCUGACUUACCAGGGAAGGAUCGAAUCAUAUUUGUGACCAAAGAAGACCACGAGACUCCAAGCAACGCAGAGCUGGUGGCCGAUGACCCCAAUGAUCCGUAUGAGGAACAUGGACUGAUCCUGCCAAACGGAGACAUCAACUGGAACUGCCCAUGCCUUGGUGGGAUGGCCAGUGGCCCGUGCGGGGAACAGUUCAAGGCAGCCUUUUCCUGCUUCCACUACAGCAAGGAGGAUGUCAAGGGGUCGGACUGUGUGGACCAGUUCCGGGCCAUGCAGGAGUGCAUGCAGAAGUAUCCAGACCUCUACCCCCAGGAAGAGGAGGAGGAGGAGGAGGAGAAGCCAGCAGACCCCUUACAGGAAGCAGCUGCCUCCGAGGCCAGUGCAACCAAAGAGGAGGCGGCGUCGAGCUAAUGAUGGCCGGGGCACUGGGCUCCAGCCGCCUUCAGAGCCCAGACGAACGUCUCCAAGAACGUGUCUUUUCCCUCCGUUCCGUGCACUGUAAUGUACAAAAUAAGUUAUUGUGCUGACUGGGGUCUUGGCCCCUUGCCGUAUAUACACUGAAAAACGGGGUUGUGUGUAUGUGUGUCUCACAUGAACCUGUUGGUGAAUGUCGCUGCCACUUUUGAGUCCUCAGAUUGUCCUGAAUUUUGCCACUUGGAAAUAACGUGCUGAAUCAUCUCAGCAACCAGAAAUCACUAUCUGGGAGUGACUCUUGUGAGUGAGCUGAUUUGUUUUGAUUCUUCGUGUUCCUUUUAGUAGAUUUUAUACCCAGUUGGAAAGUGAAAUAGAAACAGAACGUUUUCCCUUACAAAUGCUGGAGUGGGGCCAUUCCUUGUAGCAGAGCGAUCAGAGGGCGAUCAGCCCUCGAGUAUUUGAGGAGGCAGUAUGCUUUGCUUCUGGUUCCUUCUGGUUUCCAGUUUUGCCUUGAGCUCCAGGUUUUCUGCGGUUAGAAAGCAGAGCUUUGGACUCUGAGUGAAUCCCUUUGUAAGUGAAAAGCUCUGCUCUGGGACCGCGUUCACACUGGUUCUGUCUCAGCUUGUCCGGAUGCAGUGCUCCUGAGAGGUGGGGACCUAAUCAUUACCAGAGUGCGAGGCAAGAGAGGAAACGGUGUCAAUUAAAAGGAAAACAUGGUUUUUACCUGA